AGGAGGGGAAUCGUCGUGCCGCUCGGGGCCGGGGCCAGGGCCGGGGCCGCCGCUGGGUCCGUCGGGCAGGACCGGCCCUGCUGCAAAGGCGCAGCCCCCGCCCCCCGCCUCCGCCCCCAGCCCCCUCGGCCCCCCGUGCUGGCCGGGGGCCCCGCAGCUGCGGACAUGUGCAUGAUGUCCUUCAAGAAGGAAACCCCGCUGGCCAACGCGGCAUUCUGGGCCGCCCGGAAAGGGAAUCUGGCGUUGCUGAAGCUGCUGCUGAACAGCGGGCGUGUGGACGUGGACUGCAGAGACAGUCACGGCACGACGGUCCUGAUGGUGGCUUCCUACGCCGGCCACAUCCAGUGCGUCCGAGAGCUCGUGUUGCAAGGAGCCGACAUCAAUCUCCAGAGAGAGUCAGGCACCACGGCUCUCUUCUUCGCCGCCCAGCAGGGCCACAACGAUGUCGUCUGCUUCCUCUUCCAAUUUGGGGCCUCUACGGAAUUCAGGACGAAGGACGGGGGUUCGGCCCUCCUUGCUGCCAGCCAGUACGGACACCGACAGGUGGUGGAGACGCUCCUCAAGCACGGCGCCAACAUCCACGACCAGCUCUACGAUGGAGCCACCGCGCUCUUCUUAGCGGCCCAGGGAGGCUACCUAGAUGUCAUCCGAUUGCUGCUGUCUUCCGGGGCGAAAGUGAACCAGACGAGGCAGGACGGGACGGCGCCUUUGUGGAUCGCAUCUCAGAUGGGGCACAGCGAGGUGGUGCGGGUGAUGCUCUUGCGAGGAGCGGACCGUGACGCUGCCCGGACGGAUGGCACGACGGCGCUGCUCAAGGCAGCCAACAAAGGCUACAACGACGUCAUAGAGGAGCUUCUUAAAUUCUCUCCCACCCUCGGCAUUCUUAAGAAUGGCACGUCGGCCCUGCACGCUGCAGUUCUUAGUGGCAACAUCCGAGCGGUGACUCUCCUUCUGGAGGCGGGGGCCGAUCCAGCCCUCCGAAACAAGGCCAAUGAACUGCCAGCAGAGCUUACCAAAAAUGAGCACAUCCUGAGCCUCCUCCGAACAAAAGAAACCCCCUGGAAAACCUAAUGCGGCUCUACGUCCGAGAAGGCCAGCCCCGUCCACAGCAGAACCGGGACCGAACUGGGCUGGAAAACGGAUUGGGAUGUGGAUCGGGAAGCAUUUUUGAAAGAGCUCGCUCGUGAGCGGGAUUGAUCUGGCCCCUGGGUGCUGCGGGAGGGUCUGGGCAGUUUCCGGGGUCUCUGAUGAGCACAGGGUCUCCCUCCCCACUGGCCUACAGCUAGGCUCUCGGGUGGGUGCCCAUUUGCAUGGUGUGAACUAAUCCUACCUACUCUCAAGCCAAGAUGACUGUUGGUCGCGUAGCUUACAGGUCCAAAGGUGGACAGGGCUCUAAGUCCCAUGGAGGGGGGGUGGUCUUGGACUUUGGUGGACUUUUAUAUAAAGGCUGCAAGUCUGAAUUUGGCUGAA
This is a messenger RNA of Ornithorhynchus anatinus (platypus), 1470 nucleotides long. RefSeq names its product ankyrin repeat domain 29 (gene ANKRD29). Bases 166 to 1071 code for a protein of 301 amino acids. The record is from RefSeq and is a predicted model, not a curated record. The transcript has 10 exons. NCBI's taxonomy places the organism in Eukaryota, Metazoa, Chordata, Mammalia, Monotremata, Ornithorhynchidae. Gene Ontology annotation, molecular function: transmembrane transporter binding. Gene Ontology annotation, cellular component: membrane; synapse; axon initial segment. Gene Ontology annotation, biological process: neuronal action potential; negative regulation of delayed rectifier potassium channel activity.